GCCCUUCCUGGACCAGACGACAGGGGGCGCUGCGGUACCCGAAACAGCUAUUUCCUGACUGUCCUUCCAGCAGCAUCUCACCUUCACGCGCAAAAACACCAACCGAACCGACGGACAGUCUCCCGAAACGCCGCAGGACCGCCUCAGUUAAGUCCCAGUAGGUUAUUUCAAUGAUGUAGACGAUCUUUUCCUCGAAUUCUCACCGCUCGUUGAACCCGCCGGCCUUCACUGCGACACCCAACGGCGUCCAUUUUUGCGUGGAGCUCGCGCCUAAAUCGUAUAAAACAACAUUCCCGACGAAGAAGCCUUUUUUUUUCCUCGUCGCGUUCCUGAGUCCAGGCCGAGCAGCGUCUCUCCUCGCAGCAGCAUCCUUCAUCCUCCUCUUCGUCAAUCUGCGCAAUGGCCGACGUCCCAGCCGAAUGCAACAUUAAAGUGCUGUGUCGCUUCCGACCACUGAACCAGUCCGAGAUCCUCCGCGGGGAUCUGUUUCUGCCCAAGUUCCAGGGGGACGACACGGUCACUCUCGGGGGGCGGUCCUACGCGUUCGACCGCGUCUUUCCCACCAACACCACCCAGGAGCAGGUGUACAACACUUGCGCCAAGCAGAUUGUCAAAGAUGUCCUUGGAGGUUACAAUGGCACCAUCUUUGCGUACGGACAAACGUCCUCUGGGAAAACUCACACCAUGGAGGGUAAACUGCACGACCCGCACCAGAUGGGCAUCAUCCCUCGUAUCGCUGAGGACAUUUUCAACCACAUCUUUGCCAUGGAUGAAAACCUUGAGUUCCACAUCAAGGUUUCCUACUUUGAAAUCUACAUGGACAAAAUCCGUGACCUGCUGGACGUGACCAAGACCAACCUGUCCGUCCACGAGGACAAGAACAGGGUUCCGUACGUGAAGGGAUGCACUGAGCGUUUUGUCUCCAGUCCCGACGAGGUCAUGGAUGUCAUCGACGAGGGCAAAGCCAACCGCCAUGUUGCUGUGACCAACAUGAACGAGCACAGCUCCCGCAGCCACAGCAUCUUCCUGAUCAACAUCAAGCAGGAGCACGUGGAGACGGAGCAGAAGCUCUGUGGGAAGCUCUACCUGGUGGAUCUGGCUGGCAGUGAGAAGGUCAGUAAGACCGGCGCUGCUGGAGCGGUUCUGGACGAGGCCAAGAACAUCAACAAGUCUCUGUCCGCGCUGGGGAACGUCAUCUCUGCUCUGGCUGAAGGAACUAAAACCCAUGUCCCGUACCGUGACAGCAAGAUGACCCGGAUCCUGCAGGACUCUCUGGGUGGAAACUGUCGCACCACCAUGUUCAUCUGUUGCUCCCCGUCCAGCUACAAUGAAACUGAAACCAAGUCCACUCUGAUGUUUGGACAGCGUGCGAAGACCAUCAGGAACACUGCCUCCAUCAACCUGGAGCUGACUGCCGAGCAGUGGAAGAGGAAGUACGAGAAGGAGAAGGAGAAGAACAAGACCAUGAAGGAGACCAUCCAAAAGCUGGAGGCUGAACUCAACCGCUGGAGGAACGGAGAGGAGGUUCCUGAGACCGAGCGGACUCAGGCCGAGAUCGUGACCCGCUACGAGACCACCGAGGAGCGUCCCAUUUUGGACAACGACAACUCCUCCAUCGUGGUCCGCAUCUCUGAGGAGGAGCGGCAGAAGUACGAGGAGGAGAUCCGCAAGCUGUACAAGCAGCUGGAUGACAAGGAUGAUGAGAUUAAUCUGCAGUGUCAGCUGGUGGAGAAGCUGAAGCAGCAGAUGCUGGACCAGGAUGAGCUGCUGGCCUCCUCCCGCGGCGAUGGAGACAAGGUCCAGGCGGAGCUUGGUCGGCUGCAGGUGGAGAGCGACUGCGCCAAGGCUGAGGUGAAGGAGGUGCUGCAAGCGCUGGAGGAGCUGGCCAUCAAUUAUGACCAGAAGAGCCAGGAGGUGGAGGAGAAGGGCCUGCAAAACCAGCUCCUGGCUGACCAACUGGCCCAAAAGAUGGCGAGUCUGAUGGAGUUGGAGGCGGAGCUGUCUCGCAUGCAGGAAGUGAGCGGUCAGCAAAGGAAGCGCAUCGCCGACGUGCUUAACGGGUUGAUGAGGGACCUGAGCGAGUUCAGCUCCAUCGUGGGCAAUGGUGAACUCAAGCUGCCGGUGGAGAUCAGCGGAGCCAUCGAGGAGGAGUUCACGGUGGCCCGUCUCUACAUCAGCAAGAUCAAGUCAGAGGUGAAGAGCAUGGUGAAGCGCUGCAGGCAGCUGGAGAACAUGCAGCUGGAGUGCCACCGCAAGAUGGAGGAGACUGGACGGGAACUCUCCUCCUGCCAGCUCCUCAUCUCUCAGCAUGAGGCGAAGAUCCGCUCUCUGACCGAGUACAUGCAGAGUGUGGAGCACAAGAAGAGGCUGCUGGAGGAGAGUCAUGACUCCCUGAGUGAGGAGCUGGCCAAGCUCCAGGAGCAGGAUAAUUCCAUGCUGGAGGAGAAGGAGGGAGAGAAGGGAGAGACUGAAGAUGGAAAUGUCAAGAAGGUGACUCGCCAGCAGGGGGAGUCUCACCGUGGCCUCCAUCACAAGCAGCUUGCACGCCUGCGGGAUGAGAUCAACGAGAAGCAGAGGAUCAUCGACGACCUCACUGAUCGUAACUCCAAACUGGAGCUGGAGCUGGCCCAGGUCCGAGCUGACUAUGAACGCCUGAAGAGUCAGGACAGCACCAAGAGCGAGCGCCUGGAGGAGCUCUCAUUCCUGCACGAACGCCACGAGCAGACCAAACAGGACUUGAAGGGUCUGGAGGAGACUGUCGCCCGCGAACUCCAGACCCUCCACAACCUGCGCAAGCUGUUCGUUCAAGACCUCACGUCGCGGGUUAAAAAAAGUUCCGAAAUGGAACCUGAUGAUAGCGGGGGGUCUAGCACCCAGAAGCAGAAGAUUUCCUUUCUUGAGAAUAACCUUGACCAACUUACAAAGGUUCACAAGCAGCUGGUUCGUGACAAUGCAGAUCUGCGUUGUGAGCUUCCAAAGUUGGAGAAACGUCUUCGGUCUACUGCUGAGAGAGUUAAGGCCCUGGAGACUGCACUGAGGGACGCCAAAGAAGGCGCCAUGAUGGACCGCCGCCGCUACCAGCAGGAGGUGGACCGCAUCAAGGACGCCAUGAGGGCAAAGAGUGCCAUGAGGCGCCCGCAUGCGGCACAGAUCGCCAAGCCAGUGAGACCGAAGCAGAUGCCCGUCUGCUCUCCCACCAACCCCUUCUACGCCUACAUCCGUGCCACUGAGCAAGGCAACACCUACAGCAACGCCCUCUUCCAGAGCAGCGUGCACCAAAGCGCAGCCAGCGUCAACUGCAGUCCAAACUCUGUGCAGAGCAACACAGUAUCCACAGCGCUCGGCUACAGAGCAGGCAGAUACAACGGGGACAUACUGGAGUCCUACCCUCUCAAUAUUGACAAUGGAAACAGCAUCACUGAAACAAGAGACAUCAAUGACAACAGAUUCAGGUGUUAUUCUCCUGCUGUUCAUUUGAACAGGAGUGACGUUCACUGUGGCAGCGAGGUGGAUGACUCAAACAGACAGUACAUCAUUCAGCAGGAGUCCGCCGCGAGUUAAUAGCUUGGAGAUGACCAACCACUGUAUCUGUCCACACCUCUGCAUGCAGCCUGUCUCCCCGUCGCCGUCUGUAGCCUCGUAGUUCCCACGCUAGAUGAAGCUCCCUCCUCCUUCCCCUCAGGUUUGCUCUACUCAUUUAAAGUAACAAAUCUCGGCUGAAUUUUAAUCCCCUCGACUCGAGCUCUGAUGGCACACUAGAGCGGCGCCUCUGUGUGUCGGCGCAUCCGUCAUCCCCGCUCACCUCUUCUUCAUGUUGAUGACACGCUUUGGACAGACGUGACCUCCUCCUCUGUCAUGACUGAAGCACGUCGUGUGUAACGCCAGCUUGCAACAGAAGACCCAUGCGCCGCAUGCAUGUCUCCAGGCGGCUUUGCUUUCAAAUCUUUGCAUGACUCCAGGAAUGCUCCUGGUGGAAGCCACUGACUGACUUGGACAGAUGUUAGAGAGACGCUUCUCUUUUUUGAACCGACUACAGUGAGAGUUAUUUGAUACUUUUAUCAUUCUAGCUCCCUGCAUUACUGCAAACAUACUAGUAUGUUGUCAUGUGUUUACAUUUCUCAUGUUGUCCAGUGGGAGUUUUUACUAACCUCCCCAAAAAUGAGUCACUGGUGACACGCUGUUCUGAAACAAUCAGAGUUUAUAGUCAGGCGCAAUGAUGAGGUGAAACAUGUUUUAAGAAGCUCACUGUGGAACACAAAUCCUUUGUUAUUGAACAAACAAAAUGGCUGCACUGAAGGUGUUCCAGACACUUACAAGGGGACUUCAGGCCCACAGAUGUGUUGUCAGUGUGAAACCAAGACUGGCUCCCAACUGACCUGCCAGCAGUCUGGGCGUCCAGUCACGCUCUUAUCCUUCUGAAGGACAUCCUGAUCAGCCAGUCAGGAUCGAAGAAUAAGUGUCGGAGUUUAAUUCCUGAUAACAGCACAUUUGUGUCGGCCUGAGGAAGCUCUUGCUAUGUUGCAGAUAUCUACCAUUUCUACAUGAAAUAAAGUUAAUAAUAACCAUAAAUAAAUGCUUUUCAGUCAGAAUCAACAGGCACCUAUAAAUGAUGCACUUCAUUUUUUAAAAACAUUUUAUUCAUUGCGAUAAAAUAAUAUUCAUUCCAGAAAUCGGAGCUGUAAAUAGAGUCAUUCUGGUUUGUAUUUCAGCAGUCAUAUUUUUAAAUUCUUUCUCAAGCAAAAAAAGGAUUUGAUGUUGUUAUUCACACGCUGGUGGUAGAGAACAUCUCAGGGCUUAACACUGUCAUGCGGCACCAUCCUCCUCUCAUGCUUUCAUCUGUCCUGACAUCAUUAUUUGACACUCAAGAAGCAUCAAGUUAUGACUUGAUGGUCCCUGCAACACUUUAUAAUUUUAAUAUUCCAGUGAAAUAAACCUGAAGGUGAGGAGAUCGAGGGCUUUACUCUCUUCUGCUGCUCCACUCUCCCAUUUCUUCACAUCUGAAAAUGUGCUUUAUAUUGUUAAUCUUGUAAGUAAAACGUGUGCCAGUACAUAAUAAAAAAAAAAAAAAGUAAGUUAGCGGCACUUGUAAACUCUGUUCAGAGAAAUCUCCAAUAUUUGUUUGGUUUGGUUCCUGUAUGCCUAUACUGUAGCGUCGACAUGAUUUCUGUGACUUCACCCUGAUGAAUCUCUGUAUAUAUAUAAAUAUAUAUUUAGGUCACAACGCUGUGUUGUACGUGAGUCGCUGUGUUGUAGUUCAAUAAACUUGUAG
This is a messenger RNA of Synchiropus splendidus (mandarinfish), 5269 nucleotides long. RefSeq names its product kinesin family member 5A, a (gene kif5aa). Bases 400 to 3561 code for a protein of 1053 amino acids. The record is from RefSeq and is a predicted model, not a curated record. Gene Ontology annotation, molecular function: microtubule binding; microtubule motor activity; ATP binding. Gene Ontology annotation, biological process: microtubule-based movement. NCBI's taxonomy places the organism in Eukaryota, Metazoa, Chordata, Actinopteri, Syngnathiformes, Callionymidae. The transcript is spliced from 29 exons.